Molecule: messenger RNA, 849 nt
Organism: Aspergillus niger
Lineage: Eukaryota; Fungi; Ascomycota; Eurotiomycetes; Eurotiales; Aspergillaceae
Exons: 3
Coding region: 1-849 (282 amino acids)
Source: RefSeq, a predicted model, not a curated record
AUGGCUCUCGACGACAUACCCGUAGCGCAAGCUGUCACCGUCAGCCUGCAAGAGCUAAUCGAUGGCACAAUAUCCCCCCAAACCCUAACGGCAGCCUUCGGCCCCUUCUCCCUGGGCAUAAUCCUUGUCAAAGAUCUCCCCCCAACCUUCUCCCACCUGCGCGCCCAAGUCCUCUCCAACGCCUCCUACCUCGCCUCUCUGCCCCCCAGCGCCCUCGACUCCCUAACUUGCCCCUCCGCAAAAUACCUCAUCGGCUGGUCCCUGGGCAAAGAAACCCUCCGCGACGGCCACUACGACACGCACAAGGGCUCCUACUACCUCAACUGCGCCUUCUACAAAGACCCUUCCCUGCAGGGCGCCCCCUCCAUCGACACAGAGUUCCCCGAGUACACUUCCCCGAAUAUCUGGCCUAGCGAGACGGAUCUCCCGACCUUUCGGAGCAGCUUUGAGCAGCUGUGUACAUUGAUCAUUGAUACGGCGGCGUUGGUGGCCAGAGCGUGUGAUCGCUUCGCGGUGGAGAGUGUGGAUGGGUAUAAGGAUGGGUAUUUGGAGAAAGUGGUGAGGGGGAGUUUUACGACGAAGGCGAGGUUGUUGCAUUAUUUUCCUACUGAAGAUUCCUCCUCCUCUACAGAAUCUACUGGGGGGGAAGAAGGGGCUGAGGAUAAUGAUGAUGACUGGUGCGCCACACACCUCGACCACGGAUGUCUGACGGGUCUCACGUCCGCGAUGUUCGUCGAUGAGGAGGCGCAUGAUCCCUCCUCCUUGGAAGAUAAAUCCGCUCCGUUGCCGGAGCUCACUACCUCGCCGGAUCCUAAGGCCGGGUUUUCCGCGCUGUGCCGCAUUUCGUGA